AUGCCUACAAAUAUUCAAGUUAUAUUAAUUGGUUUUGACUCUAAUGGCGCAUACGAAUAUAGUUUGCCACCAGAUUCACUCUAUCAAAUAUUAACAGAAUCAUAUCCAAUUCAUUAUUCACAUUCAAUCGAAAAAUCAAACUAUUUAAAAAAUGAUGAAGAAGAAGAAGAAAACACCAAUAAUAAUAAUAAUAAUAAUAAUAACAAUAAUGAAGAUAUUUUAAAUAUUUUAAAUAAAAGAUUAAUAACUCAUUACGAUUUAAAAUAUAAUAUUGUCAAUGCACCAAAAGAAACAUUAGAAAGGUACGAACAAUUAUUACAACUUCAUAUGAAACCAUUAUCAGAAACCAAUCAAGAAUCUUCAUUUGAUGGUGAAACCCAUCUUGUUCCAAUUGAAGGUAUCGAAACAUUUAUAGAGAAUGAAAUUAAUAAAACUCCAAAAAAUACACGUGACUAUACUGUUGUACUUGUUAAUCCAAAUAAAGAUCGUGUUUUGAAAGAAUAUCAAGUUCAAAACCCAAAAGAUAGAACACCCUCAAAUAUAUUUAAAUAUCAAUUCACUAUGGAUAACAGAGAUGUAAUUUCACCAGUUUGGGUUGGCUCUGGACGUUUUGUUGUUGUAGAUUUAUCUGCAGGUCCUUUGAAAUAUGGUACAACUUUACACAAAUCCUCUGACGAACUAAUUUCUGAAGGCUCUAUUGACUAUGACUCAAUACCAAGAUUAGUUGAAUACUUUUUAGGUAGAGGUUAUAGUGGUACUAGUUUACAAGGCGCCUCACCAAUUGAAAUUGCUGCACAUAUCUCAACUAUUAUCAUCAAUUGUAUUCAAAAUGUAUUUUUAUUUGACACUAAAUAUGACUAUAUACCAUUAUUUCAAAAAAUUUUAAUACCAAUAUUAAUAUUUAAAGAUACUGAUGAAAUCAAAAUUCAAGAUCAACUAAUGGACUUAAAUUUAAUUAAAAGUGAAGCAAAAAGACUAUUCCCAUUUUCAGAAGUUAAUUUUGUAGUUGCUGAACAUUCAUUGCAUGAACAUAAACAUAUCUCGAUGGCAUUUUCAAAAUCAAUUAAAUCACACACCAGCUUUGAAAUGGAUCCAAAGACUGGACUUUUUACAAACAUUAUCAAAUCCUAUAUUGACAGUAAAGAACUUUUAUUACGUUUAAAAACUGAAGAUGACAUUUUAGCCGCUGGUCUCAUUGGAUCUGAAACCACUCAAAUUCCAGAGAGUUUACAAAAAUCAAAAAGAAAUACACCUUCUCAAAAAUCAAAAAUUUUACCAAUUUAUAUGUUUUCAUUAUUAAAGUCACCAUCGAAUUUAUUAUUAGAUAAAUAUUAUUUACAUUCAAGUGACCAAGAUGCAAUUGUUGUAUUACAAACCAAUCAUUCAUUUAAUAGUACACUCUAUAAAGGUAAUAAACAAGUCGAAGUUAAUUCAUUAACCACUACCAAUAGAAACAUUAUAGCUGGCAUUGCUGAAUCACAAGGUUUAAUGGGGCCAACUAUAAAAUACAGUGAAGCACAUGGAAGAUUAAUUAAUAAUUUCCUUUGGGGAUUUGGUCACCAUCCAUUCGGUUUCUUUAGCUCCAACAACAGCAGAAUCUCUCAAAUUUUCAUUGAUGGUAUCAUAAGAAAUACUAUUAUCACCAGUGUUCAGUCAUCAGAGAUCAAUUUAAAGUCUGCUUUUGAUAGGGUAUCUGAAUUUACACAAAAAUAUCUUUUGGACUCUUUAGGUUUCGAAAUAAAAGAUACCUCUUUAUCACAUGGUAACUUUUUAAUUGAUAGAUUAUAUCACGCACCACCAAACAAAUUACCAAUUUUAAAAUCAAUAGUUGCCAGAUUACAUGACGAUUUAGAUAAAAUUACAUUUGAAAUUAAAAAUCAAAUUGUUUUAAUACCAUCAUUUUUAUCAAUAAAUAAAGAGUUAAACAAAUUCCAAAGAGAUAAAAUUUCACAAGAUUUAGUAUUAAUUGCCACCCAAGUAAGCGGAUUUUUAGAUUAUGUUGAAAAAGAAAUUUCCAACGUCGAAAAUCAAUUACUUUGUUGUGCCAUCACAAGAGGAUCAAGUAAGGUUAGCUCCACUAAUAGAAAUCUUAGUAUACUAAUUUUAGUAUUUGCUGCUUUAGUAACUGUUAUUUUAUAUAGAAUAUCUCAAAAUCAAUCAACAAAGAAAAAACCAUUAUUGAUUAAUAGAAGAGGCAAUCUAAAUAAAAAAUAAUAAAAUAAAUUAUAUAUAUUUAUAAAACAAAUAUUUUUCGUAUUUUUUUUUUUAUAAAUUACAAAAAUAAUGAAAAACGAAAAGUAUAAAAACACAAAUAGAAAACACUAAUAAAUAAGGAAAAAAUGAAAAUAUGAAUUUUUUAAAU
Molecule: messenger RNA, 2362 nt
Organism: Dictyostelium purpureum
Lineage: Eukaryota; Evosea; Eumycetozoa; Dictyosteliales; Dictyosteliaceae
Exons: 4
Coding region: 1-2214 (737 amino acids)
Source: RefSeq, a predicted model, not a curated record